Messenger RNA from Scatophagus argus, 1843 nucleotides. It is a transcript of the gene hepacamb, whose product is annotated as hepatic and glial cell adhesion molecule b. NCBI's taxonomy places the organism in Eukaryota, Metazoa, Chordata, Actinopteri, Scatophagidae. Bases 100 to 1221 code for a protein of 373 amino acids. The transcript has 7 exons. The record is from RefSeq and is a predicted model, not a curated record.
AGUCCCAGCGGAGUCUGAAUGAAUGACUGUGUUCUCCGUCCUGCCCAGCCACAAAUCAUGCUGGUUUGUCUGGGAUGAAAACAAAGUUUGAGACCCAAGAUGAAGGCAGAGAAGGAGGCUACUUCAAAAGCCAAAAUAAUAUCAACGAUUUUAUUGUUCGUGAGUCUUGGUUCCCUUAAUUCAGAUGAGGUGCUGGCAGUGAAUAUGACCAUCCCCAACACUCUGAUCAGAGGCUCAUUAGGAGGGGAGGCCCUUCUGUCCGUCCGCUACAGCAGUUUCAGCCUGGACCUGCCAGUCAUCAAGUGGCAGCUCAGGAGGGAAAAGUCUGUCACUGUUGUCCAGUCCAUUGGGACUGACAUCAUCGGGACACUGAGGCCUGAGUAUCGUGACCGCAUCCUGGUUUUUGAGAACGGGACUCUGCUUCUUCACAACCUCAGACUCUCUGAUGACGGAACCUACGACGUGGAGAUUUCAAUCACAGAUGAUACCUUCACAGGAGAGGGCAGCAUCACACUCACCGUGGACGAGCCAAUAUCCAGGCCCUACAUCCACAUGGACUCUUCAUCAGUGCUGGAGCUCAGUGAAAACGUCAUCCUCAACUGCUCCCAUGACAAUGGAACCCGGGCCACAUACAGGUGGUUCAAAGGUGGAAAGCCGCUGACCAAUGUGACGAGGUUCCAGAUGUCACCUGACCAGAAGCUUCUGACCAUCACACGAGUGCUGAUGGCAGAUGAUGACAUCUACAGCUGCACAGUGGAGAAUCCUGUGGGCAACAUGACGAGCCUGCCCAUCAGACUGACUGUCUACAGAAGGAGUUCCCUCUACAUCAUCCUUUCCACUGGAGGCAUCUUCCUCCUUAUCACCUUGGUAACAGUAUGUGCCUGCUGGACGCCUUCCAAAAAGCCAAAACAGCCAGCUAGAAGGCCCCGGUCCAGGUUGAAUGACCCCUCUCAACGAUCACCAAUCUAUCACACAGAUGAUGUACUUCCAAAAACAGAACAUAACGGAAUAAAUUCAGUCACUUCACUUUACAUCCUGCAACAAAAGAGAGAGGAUCUCAACUCAAGUGGUCCUAUUUUGCAGGAUCCCUCCAUGGAUGAUUCAUCCAGCAACAGUAUUGGAUCUCCUUCUGAAUUUGACAACCCACCAUGCUACACCAGUUCCCCCAACUAUGCCAGUUCUACUGGUUCCCCAGCCCCUUCCUCCCACAGGUACACCUGAAAACCCUUCAGUUUAAACUCAACAUAUCCUGUUGUAUGCUGCUCCUGACUCUGAAAGUUCCUGCACAUCUGUCUCAUGUUUGGGAAAGAUCUCAAAACAAUUUUUCUGGGGUUUUCCAGAACUGCUUGUUGAUUGGUUUUAUUAAAAUAAAUUGCAACUGAAAUAUAGAUUGUUUUUAAGGUUAGUAAGUUUUUGAUCUACUUUGAGGCCUGUAUUUGGGUUUCCCACUAAUCAUCAUUGUUGUUGGUUCCUGGAACUACAAAGUCCAGAGUCCAGUCUACAUGAUGCUGAGGUAGGGCUGGGAAGUUGCAACUGUCAAACUGAAGUGUGAUAAAGUACUUCUCUUCAUGCAUUGGCAAUUUGAAAAUCAUCACCAAACAAGAUGUUAGUUAUUUCUUAAUGUUAAAACUUAGGGUAGGGUUAAAUGAAAUCCAACUGUCACUUGGUAGUAUUUUUGUAUUUUUGUUCUUCUAGAUUUAAUAGUACUUUGAAUGUGAAGAGAGACAACACCUUGUUGGUGGAGGAACCAUAGUAUUUACGUUUUAUACAAACUUUAAUAAAAUGUGAAAUUCUCAAAACUCAGAUGAAUGUUUCUCAAGUUAUUUAUUUUUCUCAAGUUUCU